Entelurus aequoreus (snake pipefish) is the source of this 2888-nucleotide messenger RNA. Its product is annotated as retinoblastoma-associated protein-like. Gene Ontology annotation, molecular function: RNA polymerase II transcription regulatory region sequence-specific DNA binding. NCBI's taxonomy places the organism in Eukaryota, Metazoa, Chordata, Actinopteri, Syngnathiformes, Syngnathidae. The transcript is spliced from 28 exons. Gene Ontology annotation, biological process: regulation of transcription by RNA polymerase II; negative regulation of G1/S transition of mitotic cell cycle; neuron projection development. The record is from RefSeq and is a predicted model, not a curated record. Gene Ontology annotation, cellular component: chromatin; nucleus; Rb-E2F complex. Bases 130 to 2868 code for a protein of 912 amino acids.
UGUAGACGGCGUCGCCACAACAACGUGCGGUACUGUAACACAAAACUAACGCCCCUCAAGCCCGGUUCCAGGAAGUAAUCCAGGUUUUGUGUUAGUAACAAACACACAAGCCAUAGAUCGGACACAAGGAUGCCACCUAAAAGGCGAAGUGCCGGGACGAGCCAAAACAAGCAGACGAAAAAGACAGCUGAAAGUUCAUCUUCGGACAUCAAACAGAGCCCAGAGCACCGAGACAAGGAUGCUAAUUUUGUUGCCAUGUGCCAGAGCCUUCAUGUGUCUGAUACGGUGUGUGACCGUGCUUGGAAGCUGUACAAAACUGUUCAGGAGUCCCUGGAUGAACCUGCUGAAAAUCAGAAAAUGCUUUGGGGAGCGUGUCUCUUCGUGACUGUGACCGACAUGGAUGUUGCUUCUUUCACCAUAACUCAGGUUCUAAAAGCAGUCAGCAUGAAUGUCAAGCUGUUUGUGGUUCUGGUUCGGAAGUUGGAUGUCAACUUGGACACAAUAAGCACCAAGGUGAAUUCCGCCCUGACGCGCAUGGAGAACAAAUAUGACGUGUCGCUGGCUCUCUACCAGAGGUUUGAGAAGACCUGCAAAAAUAUAUUUACUUUGCCCACUGAGGAGAUGGAGAAGGAGAUUAUACGAAGUUGCUGGACGAUGUUUCUUUUGGCCAAAGGAAGGGCCUUGCAGAUGGAGGAUGACCUGGUCAUAUCGUUCCAGUUGCUGUUGUGCACGCUAGAGUUGUUCAUAAAACGAUGCCCACUUGAACUGCUACAGCCUCUUUACCAAUCAGCCAUCAGCAAAGUUCAGAGCCCCGUGACUCGAACGUCUCGUCGCAACCAGAACAACGCCAAAGCUCGACCUCCUGAGCCAGAGGUGGACGUGCAACUUCUUGAAACCUUGUGCAAGAAGAACGAAUGCAAUAUAGAUGAGGUUAAAAAUGUUUAUCAGACCAGUUUCUCUGCCUUCUUGAGCUCUAUGGAUCUUCCCAAAUCUUCAGGACUUCCUCAGGUCAAUAGCCUCAACCAACUGUAUGAAGAGCACUACCUCAAGAGUCGAGACAUUGAUGGACGACUUUUUUUGGACGGCGAUGAGACGCUUUUUGCGCCUAAAAAGCAAACAGAACAAAUGGAGAGAACGCAAAAGAAGAACCCACUAGAUGAAGAUGCAGUGGUCAUCCCUCCUCCUCAGACUCCCAUCAGAGCCACUAUGACCUCCAUUCAACAGUUGAGGGGUGACCUCACCUCUCGUGGCGACCAACCAUCUACCAACUUGUCCACUUAUUUCCAGAACUGCACCGUGGAUCCGACUCAGGAUGUACUAAAGCGCUUGGAGACAUUGGGACUGACAUUCAGUCAGAGGUUUGCCAAGGCAGUCGGCCCACGCUGCAAUAUUCUUGGCAAACAGAGAUUUACCCUUGGUGUCAAACUCUACUACAAAGUCAUGGAGGCGAUGCUAAAAUCGGAAGAGAUACGACUGUCCGUCCAAAAUUUCAGUAAACUCCUCAAUGACUCCACAUUCCACACCUCGCUAUUGGCCUGUUCUCUAGAGGUUGUCAUGGCAACAUAUGGAGAGAGCAGUUUUAAGACAGGGGGAUACAAUCACGGACGCGGUGGUGACCUGGCCGAAACAGACCUGUGCUUCCCUUGGAUUUUGAACGUUUUGAACCUCACCGCUUUUGACUUUUACAAAGUAAUCGAGAGCUUUAUCAAAGCUGACCCGACUCUCAGCAAAGACAUCAUCAAACAUUUGGAGACCUGCGAGAACCUCAUCAUGGAGCGCAUCGCAUGGAGGACGGACUCUCAUCUCUUUGAGCUGCUGAAGCAGGAGCAUGAAAGCGGUGCCGUGGAACAGACGGAGACUACGGCUAGUUUCAGCCAACCACUACAGCACAACCACACUGCCGCUGACCUGUAUCUCUCUCCUGUCCGCCCGGGCCUUCGCACCAUGCCUCCAGAGUCCCCCGCCAAUCCAGAGUCUCAAGCUGCUCCUCCACCACCCAACCAGCCUGUCUCGCAAUCUGCCGGCCAGAACUCUCGGCACCCGAGGUCCAACUCUCUCAGCCUCUUCUAUAAGAAAUUGUAUCGUCUAGCCUACAUCAGGCUAAAAAUGCUGUGCUCCUAUCUACUGUCCUCCCAUCCUGAGCUGGAGCCCAUCAUCUGGACUCUCUUCCAGCACACCCUGCAGCAAGAGUACGAGCUAAUGAGAGACCGUCACCUGGACCAGCUGAUGAUGUCAGCUAUGUAUGCCAUCUGUAAAGUGAAGAGUGUUGAGCUGCGCUUCAAGACUAUUGUGUCAUCAUACAAGAACAUGCCCAACACCAGCCAGGAGACCUUCAAGCACGUGCUGAUCACCGAGGGCCACUAUGACUCCAUUAUUGUAUUCUACAACGAAGUGUUCAUGCAGAGGCUGAAAACAAACAUCCUGCAGUAUGCUUCCCAAAGGCCGCCUACCCUCUCUCCAAUCCCACAAAUACCAUGCAGCCCUUAUAAAUUCCCCAGCUCACCUCUGCGUGUGCCGGGAAGCAACAACGUAUACAUCUCGCCCAUGAAGAGCCCUCGCCUGUCCCCUGGCAUCAUGACUCCUCGCAGCAGAAUGCUUGUGUCCAUUGGUGAAUCUUUUGGGCAGUCCAAUCGCUUCCAGAGGAUCAACCAGAUGGUCAACAAUGGCGAGCGCUCCUUCAAGAGAACUUUGGAUAUGGGAGGCACUCCCAAGCCUCUGAAGAGGUUACGAUUUGAUGUAGAUGGGCAAGAUGAGGCCGAUGGAAGCAAAUCUGGCAGAGAUUCAACCCUCAUGAAGAGGCUCAAUGAGAUGAACUCCACCUGCAGUCGUAUGAAGGAGGAUGCAGAAUCUCGAAGGGAGAAGCAAUAAAACCUACUGAACCAACCCUG